AAAUGUCGUUCUAUUUGAUUUUUGUUCAAUCGUGUAAUAUAAUUGUAUUUACGGCUCGCUCCGGUGAAAACGCAAACGGGCUUCCGUACAGAGACAGCCGCGCAUGCGCAGUCAGCGCAGAACCGUCUCGUGUCAGAUGUGGAAGAGUUCAGUGUCAGUUUGUGAUCAUAAUUCAUAAUAAUCAAUCAUGAAGAGCAGGUUUAAUACGGUGGACAUUAGGGCAGUGAUUGCAGAAAUCAAUGCGAACUGCGUCGGGAUGAGAGUCAACAACAUCUAUGACAUCGACACUAAAACAUACCUGAUCAGGCUGCAGAAGCCGGACUGUAAGUCGGUGCUGUUGAUCGAGUCUGGCAUCAGGAUCCACUGCACUGAGUUUGACUGGCCCAAGAACAUGAUGCCGUCCGGAUUCGCCAUGAAAUGCCGCAAGCAUCUGAAGUCCAGGCGUCUGGUUCAUGUGAAGCAGCUCGGUGUGGACAGAAUCGUGGACAUUCAGUUCGGAUCGGACGAGGCGGCGUAUCACCUGAUCCUGGAGCUGUACGACCGCGGGAACAUCAUCCUGACGGACCAUCAGUUCAUGAUCCUCAAUCUUCUGCGCUUCCGCACCGCUGAGGCCGAGGACGUGAAGAUCGCUGUGAGGGAGCGCUAUCCGGUGGAGAACGCUCGGCCGCAGGAGCCACUCAUCAGCCUGGACAGACUCACGGAGAUCUUGACUGAAGCUCAGAGCGGAGAGCAAGUGAAGCGGGUUCUGAAUCCUCAUCUGCCGUACGGCGGGCCGCUCAUCGAACACUGUCUCGCGGCGCUCGGGUUGCCAGGUCUCUGUAAGCUGGACGGUCAGUCUGACGUGACGCAGGUAAGUCCGAGGAUCCUGGAGGCCUUGCAGAUGGCUGAAGAUUAUAUGGAGAAAACGGCCAACUUCAGCGGAAAGGGCUUCAUCAUUCAGAAGAGCGAGAAGAAGCCCAGCAUGAGUCCAGACGAAGCCGAGGAAGAGCUGCUGACAUAUGAAGAAUUUCAUCCAUUUCUCUUCUGUCAACAUGAAAAAAGCUGCCAUGUUGAGUUUGAGUCUUUUAACAAGGCGGUCGACGAGUUCUUCUCGAAGAUGGAGAGUCAGAAGCUGGACGUGAAGGCGCUGCAGCAGGAGAAGCACGCGAUGAAGAAGCUGGAGAACGUCAGACGCGAUCACGAGCAGCGGCUGGAGGCGCUUCAUCAGGCUCAGGAGGUGGACCGGCUGAAGGGCGAGCUGGUGGAGAUGAAUCUUCACAUCGUGGACCGAGCUCUUCAGGUGGUGCGCAGCGCUCUGGCCAAUCAGGUGGACUGGGCCGAGAUCGGUCAGAUCGUGAAGGAAGCUCAGGCGGCCGGAGAUCCUGUGGCCUGCGCCAUCAAAGAGCUGAAGCUGCAGAGCAACCACAUCACCAUGCUGCUGAAAAACCCCUACAGCGGCCCGGAGGACGGAGAGGCGGAGGACACGGACGCCAGGAAGCCUGCGGAGGCCUCGGAGGCGCAGAAGGGGAAAAAGGGUAAGAACAAAGAUAAAGGACAGAAAGGGAAAGUCGAGAAGGACAAACCGGUUCUGGUGGACGUCGAUCUGAAUCUCUCCGCUUACGCCAACGCAAAGAAGUAUUACGACAGCAAGAGAAGCGCGGCCAAGAAAGAGCAGAAGACCGUGGAAGCGGCGCAGAAGGCCUUCAAAUCUGCUGAGAAAAAGACCAAACAAACACUGAAAGAAGUGCAGACGGUGACCAGCAUCCAGAAGGCCAGGAAGGUGUACUGGUUUGAGAAGUUCCUGUGGUUCGUCAGCUCAGAGAACUAUCUGAUCAUCGCCGGACGAGACCAGCAGCAGAACGAGAUGAUCGUCAAGCGCUACCUGAGAGCAGGAGACGUUUACGUUCACGCCGAUCUGCACGGAGCCACGAGCUGCGUGAUCAAGAACCCGUCCGGCGAGGCGGUUCCUCCGCGGACGCUCACCGAGGCCGGGACGAUGUCCGUGUGCUACAGCGCGGCGUGGGACGCUAAAGUGGUCACCAGCGCCUGGUGGGUUCACCAUCAUCAGGUGUCCAAAACCGCUCCGACGGGAGAGUAUCUGACCACCGGCAGCUUCAUGAUCAGAGGAAAGAAGAACUUUCUGCCCCCUUCAUAUCUGAUCAUGGGCUUCGGGUUUCUGUUCAAGGUGGAUGAUCAGAGUGUUUUCAGACAUCGUGGAGAGAGGAAGAUGAAGACGCUGGAUGAGGAAGAGGAGGACGUGACCUCCAGCACUGCAGAUCUUCUGGAGGAAGGAGAAGAACUCUUAGGUGUCCGCUCACAAACACCUCCAUCGGUCUCCUCUGAUUCUGCAGCCUUCUGUCAGAUGACCAGCGGUCUGUUCUGUGUUUGUGUCUCAGAGGAGGACAGCGAGGACGAGGCUGAGGAGCCGCAGGAGUCCAGCAGAUCGCCGGACGUCAGAGAGGACGAGGAAGAGCCAGAUGAGGAAGAUCAGAGCUCCGAGAUCAGCUUUCCAGACACCAGCAUCUCUCUGUCACACCUGCAGCCCAACAGGACUCUUCAGAGCGACGCCUUCAAACAGGACGACUCCCGGCAGGUGAACACGGACACGCAAGCCAAGAAGCACCUGACGGCCAGACAGCGCAGAGACAUGAAGAAGCAGCAGAAACCGGAGGACGCAGACGAUCCGGACGAGUCCGACUCCAAACCGCCGGAAGCUCCGAGCGUGCCGCAGACGUGUAAGAACGGAGCGGCCAAUCAGCCGCUGAAGAGAGGACAGAAGAACAAACUGAAGAAGAUGAAGGACAAAUACAAAGAUCAGGAUGAAGAGGACCGAGAGUUGAUGAUGAAGUUAUUGGGGUCUGCAGGAUCCAGUAAAGAGGAAAAAGGAAAGAAGGGCAAGAAAGGAAAAGUGAAAGAAGAACCGCUAAAGAAACCUCAGCCUCCUCAGAAAGCAGCCGUGAAGCCCAAAGCUGAAACCACCGUCUGGAAGAACGAAGAUGCGGAAGCUGCUGAAGAUCCUGCGGGAGAUCAAGACGUGAAGGAGACGGAGGAGCUGGACAAUCCUGCUGCUGAGGAGGCUGAGAACGUUCUGGACUCGUUGACCGGUCUGCCUCAUCCGGACGACGUCUUGAUGUUCGCGGUGCCGGUUUGUGCUCCUUACAUGGCGCUCUCCAACUACAAGUACAAAGUGAAGUUAACUCCAGGGACCCAGAAGAAGGGGAAAGCGGCCCGCACCGCCGUGCUGAGCUUCAUGCGCGGGAGAGACGCCAGCGCUCGAGAGAAGGAUCUCUUCAGGAGCGUGAAGGACACGGAUCUGUCCAGAAACAUGCCUGGGAAGGUCAAGGUCUCCGCACCAAACCUGUUAGCAGCAAAGAAGAAGUGAAGCUCCGGAGGGACACCGAGCACAUCCCAUAAUGCUUUUAAUUGUCUUAUGAAACACUGAAUAUUUACGUUAUAAAACAGAAAACAGUAUAAGCAGUUUUUUUUUUUCUCAAGCAAAUAUUUUUCUCUUAUCGAUAAAUAAAUAAAAAUAACAAUAUAAGUGUAAAUUUUCUACCAUUUAUUUUCCAUGUUGGAAAAAAAAAAGUGAUAUGAAACAAUACAAAAUUUUGGCUUUUUGUACAAAUCUGCAUCAGAAGAUCAGGAUUAGAGCUGUGACGGAUCAUGAGUUAGUUUGUUAGAUGAAGGUCUCUUCCCUUCACUCCCUGCUGCUGUGUUUGUACACAAUUAGGAAACUGUAACACUGUGGCAACAAAAAAAAGAGCAUUGACCAGUGUUUGACGUUUUUAAUGCAGAUGUGUUAUUAAUGUAGUUGAAAAUGCUGAAAUAAAAUCAGGCAUUGUU
Molecule: messenger RNA, 3822 nt
Organism: Onychostoma macrolepis
Lineage: Eukaryota; Metazoa; Chordata; Actinopteri; Cypriniformes; Cyprinidae
Product: ribosome quality control complex subunit NEMF-like
Exons: 31
Coding region: 188-3361 (1057 amino acids)
Biological process (GO): rescue of stalled cytosolic ribosome; ribosome-associated ubiquitin-dependent protein catabolic process
Cellular component (GO): RQC complex
Molecular function (GO): tRNA binding; ribosomal large subunit binding
Source: RefSeq, a predicted model, not a curated record